Didymodactylos carnosus is the source of this 644-nucleotide messenger RNA. Lineage: Eukaryota; Metazoa; Rotifera; Eurotatoria; Philodinida; Philodinidae. The record is from the annotation of a GenBank genome assembly.
CGUUCGAAAAUGGUGGUUAUUUGACUAAUAAAGUUGAAACGAAUAAUAAUGGUAUUACUGAUAUACUAACAACAGCCCAUUUUGGUUUAUUACAAUUGGAAGAUGGGAAUAUUGGACGAGCUGUAAAAGCGGGUAAUUAUUUAUUAAAAGUAUUUGAAAAACAGCCAGAUUUAACAAAAGGAUUAUAUUUACGUUUGAACAAAAAUAAUGAAUUAAUCACUGAUUAUUCAGUUGAAAUGUCAUGGGCAUAUAUUGUUAAAAAAGUUGAAACAGAACAACCUUAUUUUAUGAUUGGUUAUCCUAUUGCAUAUUUGACAUUAUUAUAUGAAAAAACCGGUAAUACAAAUUUUCUAAAAUCUGCAAAAGAUUACAUGAAUUUUGCAUUAUCAUGUAAUGAACAUAUUUAUUCUUCCAGUAUGAGUCAUAAGUUAGCAUGGGCUGCAGCUUUACUUCUUAAACAUGAUGAUAACUUUGUACAACAUUAUUUGACAACUGUCGAGAAAAUUGCGAAUCAUUUUAUGAGUCAACAAUCUGAACAAGGUAUGCUCCCCGGAUCAAUUGACACUUCAUACGAUCAAAGUGCUGAAGUUGCAUGUUAUUUUCUGGAAAUAGUUAAUAUCUUGAAAUGUUAUAAAAGUCCAUAA